CCAGGUUUAGUUGGAAAUGCAAGAGAGCGAAAUCCAAGAGGACAAAUUUCCGUCGUUGGCGUUGGCGCAAAAAUUUCUAACGUAAAUCGAAAAGUUCACCCUCAAACCAUAACCGUACCCUCCGAUUUCUUGAUUUCUUCUUCCUUUUUCCUGUUUCUUUCGUUUGUUUUUGUGUCUCUCGGAUUUCGAGCUUCCAGGGAAGAGAUGUGGGAACCGAUUUGUUUAACUUUGGCGGCCGCCGCCGGCAACAACAUCGGCAAAGUACUGCAGAAGAAGGGCACCGUCAUUCUUCCUCCUCUCUCUUUCAAGCUCAAGGUGAUAAAGGCUUACGCUUUUAACAAAACUUGGAUCAUAGGUUUUCUAAUGGAUAUAUUUGGAGCUGUUCUAAUGCUGAGAGCGCUAUCCCUCGCCCCUGUAUCUAUAAUUCAACCAGUUUCUGGUUGUGGGCUUGCCAUACUCUCUGUAUUUUCACAUUUUUAUCUGAAGGAAAUAAUGAAUGCCGUUGAUUGGAUGGGGAUUACGCUUGCUGGCAUUGGCACCAUAGGGGUUGGUGCUGGAGGCGAGGAGCAAAAGGCCUCUGCAAUAUCAAUCUUCCAUUUACCAUGGCUGGCAUUCAUCAUUACCAUCUUGUUUGUUCUUCUUAAUGGAUGGCUUCAUUUCUACAAACGUCAAAGGAGAGAACAAGAGUUGAUGGAAUUUGAAGUUGUUGAAGAAAUAAUAUACGGCUUGGAAUCUGGCAUUUUGUUCGGGAUGGCAUCUGUGAUAUCAAAGAUAGGAUUUCUAUUCUUGGAGCAGGGCUUCCACGAGAUACUGGUUCCUAUAUGCAUCCUGAUAAGUAUUUGUUGCAGUGCUACUGGAUUUUACUAUCAGACUCGAGGACUAAAACAUGGGAGGGCGAUUGUGGUAUCUACAUGUGCUGCUGUGGCAUCCAUUGUCACUGGUGUUGUUGCUGGUAUGCUUGCUUUGGGUGAAGAAUUGCCCUCAUCACCAACUGCUCGCCUCUUCCUUCUGCUUGGAUGGCUGCUUAUCAUCAUAGGUGUGAUUCUGCUUGUGAGUUCCUCACGAUUGAUCCGACGUUUUACUUGGCUGUCUCGGCGUUUUAAGCGAAGUGGUGCUGAUAGGAGCUUUGGGCAUAGAACUGGAUCAUCUGUCCGCCUUAGAGAUUCAAGCCCUAGUGCUAUCAUUCAAACAACCACAUUGCAAAAUUUGAUGCUAUCUUCAAAAGAGAAGGCUGACUCUUGAAGCAUGAAGAUGGUUCAUGUAUAGAUACUGAGGUGGGAGAUGAGAACCAGGUAUGAACAUAUUCUAAUCUGGGUUGGAAUUUGGAAAUGCACUCCACUUUCUCAUGGGUGUAUUUUUGGUGUGAAAUUUUUUAGAAAUAUACCUUCUUACUUGGGGCGCCAUAUGUUGUGAAAUCCCCUUUGAUUGUUUCAAUGUUUAAGACCAUUUCUUAAUACCCGAUUACUGUAACAAUGUAUAAGUUUGGAAGAUUGAUGAUGAUGAUGAUGAUCUGAAUUGAUUCA
Molecule: messenger RNA, 1523 nt
Organism: Momordica charantia (bitter melon)
Lineage: Eukaryota; Viridiplantae; Streptophyta; Magnoliopsida; Cucurbitales; Cucurbitaceae
Product: magnesium transporter, putative (DUF803)
Biological process (GO): magnesium ion transport
Cellular component (GO): membrane
Molecular function (GO): magnesium ion transmembrane transporter activity
Source: RefSeq, a predicted model, not a curated record